Zygosaccharomyces rouxii is the source of this 1041-nucleotide messenger RNA. It is a transcript of the gene ARA2, whose product is annotated as D-arabinose 1-dehydrogenase (NAD(P)(+)) ARA2. NCBI's taxonomy places the organism in Eukaryota, Fungi, Ascomycota, Saccharomycetes, Saccharomycetales, Saccharomycetaceae. Gene Ontology annotation, biological process: dehydro-D-arabinono-1,4-lactone biosynthetic process. Gene Ontology annotation, molecular function: D-arabinose 1-dehydrogenase [NAD(P)+] activity. The record is from RefSeq and is a predicted model, not a curated record. The transcript has a single exon. Bases 1 to 1041 code for a protein of 346 amino acids. Gene Ontology annotation, cellular component: cytosol.
AUGACCGGUAAAGAAGCUAUGCAUCCCAUCGUUGACCAUGGUGAUAUUACCAAACUACCACCAUUAGUUCUUGGUGGUGCAACAGUAAACACGCAGUACAAUGACGAUCCAACAAAGGUUCCAUUGGUGGAUAUGCUAAAACAUGGGUUUAACCAUGGUAUUAGAGCUAUAGAUACUUCGCCCUACUAUGGUCCGAGUGAAAUUCUUUACGGACAGGCAUUGGAACAUAUUAGAGAUGAAUUCCCACGUAAUUCUUACUACAUCUGUACAAAAGUUGGUAGAAUUCAACUCGAUGAAUUUGAUUAUUCGAGAGAACACGUUAGAUUUAGCGUACUAAGAUCCUGUCAGAGGUUGAAGACAGAUUAUUUGGAUUUGGUUUACCUACACGAUGUGGAAUUUGUCCCCAUGCAUCAAUCUCUCGAAGCUCUCAAAGAAUUGAAAUUAUUGAAAGACGAAGGUAUUAUCAAAAAUUUUGGAUUAUCAGGAUACCCUGUAGACUACCUGUACUAUUUGACUAAACACUGUGCUCAUAACGAGUCGGAAAUCGGGCCAUUGGAUGCGGUGCUAUCUUACUGUAAUUUGAACUUACAGAAUACUAGGCUACAUGAUUAUUGGCCUCACUGGAAACAUGAUGCCUCUUUGAAAAUGAUUAACAAUGGGUCUAUUCUAAGUAUGUCAUUGCUUAGGUCUCAAGAGACAAAACUAUUCCAUCCAUGUUCAGAUCAACUACGCCAAUUGGCGACACAGGCCGCUGAGUACUGCUCCGAACAUGGCGUUGAACUGGCAGAUUUAGCCACUAGAUAUGCUAUAUCUGAAUGGUUAAACAAAGGGUCUACUGUUCUCGGUGUAAGUAACGUGGAGGAAUUGGAGGUCGCAUUAAGAAGUUAUAGGACAGUACUACAUCACGGCGGGGAAUUAGGUAAAGACGAUCAGGCAUUAGUUUCACACAUUCAGAACAAAAUUUUUGGCUCUCACAUGAAUGAAGUUUGGCCAUCGGGAAUCCACCAUCCAGAACUAAUUAAUGACAAUAAUAAAGAAUAA